AAAGAGUUUGCGUAUUACUACAUCAGCUGAAGAACUCAUAGACCAUAGACUUGUUCUAUGAGUUCGAGAUUCAGAGUUGCGAGACUUGAGUUGCGAGUUGGGGGACAAGAGUCUCUCUUGCAGAGGAGAAAACACAAGUGCCGUAGUGAACUAAACCAGAUGACCAACUUUUCUAAAUUAAAGAUCCAAAAAAAAAUUAAGGUUUGGAUUUCUAAAAUGCGUCUCUUCUUGCCACGCGGCAUUUUGCCGGUCGUUCUUUUUGGCACUGCAUCAUCGAAUUUCUCAACCGUCACGGCGCUGGGUAGUCUAUUCCUCUCCUCCUCCUCCUCGUCAAAGUCGUCCGCUCAACUAGAAGAACAGGGACUCUCCGGGACAUCCCUCUAUCCUCCAGAAACGUGUUCGUGUGCUUGCUGUGUUGUCGUCCAAGAGGGGCCUCAUUUAGGGUGCGACGUGCCUAAGCCAAGUCACUGGAAGCAUCAAGCUUGCACUUUCGCUUUGUGUGGCAAUGGACAGGUUUUGGCAGACAAGGGUAUCAUAGUUUAAUUUGCUAGUAGGAGGUUUAGACUCUUCUUUGGCUUUUAGUACUGAGUGGACACACGAGCUAUUUCUAAUGGCUACUUGUUUCGACUAUUAUAUAUUUGAAUGUUGAGUAUCCUGUACUAUUAAUACUACUUUUACGAAGAUAACAAAUUUUGAUUCGCAAGUAGGCUCCUCCCCCGAAGGUGUCCCUGUAACCAGUACAACUUAAUACUAGUCACCAAGAUAUUAAAGGUCCCGAAUACGCUGCAAAGCAGAAGAGAGCGUUUUGUGUCGAGCACUGUGGUGUCCCUGAGAAGGGUGGACGCGGAGAUACCUGUAGCUGCAAGAACGGAGCGGAAGAUCCUUGGUCUUGCCCACAUGGUGAGAAAUAGCACUCUAGUUCUCACUAUUUGCUAGUUCUCGUUUUUCAAAGUAGGACCGCUAGAUUUUGUUCUAACUUCUAGAUCCGUUUCGUUCAUUAGAUGUUUUCUGAAGUAGACAGAGACACGACGCUCGAGCACGAGCACUAAUUCCUCUACCUAAUCUCCUGCACAGAUCGAGUUCGAGGAUGAAUAGCUCUUGUUUUUUCCACAUGUACAGGGUCAGAAACAAUUUGAAUUUCGUUUAAGAUUUGUUCACCGUAAAGCUGUACAAAUACAAAUUUGCGGCUACAGAUGCAAUAUUGAGAAUAGAUACGUGCAUUCGAUGACGAGUUGCUCUCUCGAAGAAGGUACAAGGCAUCUAAGCACGAUCGUCUAGGAUGGCGAAGUCAAGAAGAUGUGCGCGUUCUAAACCACUCUACGAACAACAAAAAUGUUCCGCAGAAUUGUUGAAUUUGGUGUGGUAUUCUGG
Messenger RNA from Amoebophrya sp. A25, 1371 nucleotides. The record is from the annotation of a GenBank genome assembly. NCBI's taxonomy places the organism in Eukaryota, Dinophyceae, Syndiniales, Amoebophryaceae.